Messenger RNA from Procambarus clarkii (red swamp crayfish), 491 nucleotides. RefSeq names its product proline-rich protein HaeIII subfamily 1-like. The record is from RefSeq and is a predicted model, not a curated record. Lineage: Eukaryota; Metazoa; Arthropoda; Malacostraca; Decapoda; Cambaridae.
AUGUCCCUGCGUCUUGCCAGCCCUCCUCAAGGACCUCCUCCAGACGCCCUCCUCAAGGACCUCCUCCAGGCGCCCUCCUCAAGGACCUCCUCCAGACGCCCUCCUCAAGGACCUUCUCCAGGCGCCCUCCUCAAGGACCUCCUCCAGGCGCCCUCCUCAAGGACCUCCUCCAGGCGCCCUCCUCAAGGACCUCCUCCAGGCGCCCUCCUCAAGGACCUCCUCCAGGCGCCCUCCUCAAGGACCUCCACCAGGCGCCCUCCUCACGGACCUCCUCCAGGCGCCCUCCUCAAGGACCUCCUCCAGGCGCCCUCCUCAAGGACCUCCUCCAGGCGCCCUCCUCAAGGACCUCCUCCAGGCGCCCUCCUCAAGGACCUCCUCCAGGCGCCCUCCUCAAGGACCUCCAGGCGCCCACCUCAACGACCUCCUCCAGGCGCCCUCCUCAAGGACCUUCUCCAGGCGCCCUCCUCCUCCAUUGUUACAUUUUUGGGCAG